Anoplopoma fimbria (sablefish) is the source of this 2937-nucleotide messenger RNA. RefSeq names its product probable transmembrane reductase CYB561D1 (gene cyb561d1). Gene Ontology annotation, molecular function: transmembrane monodehydroascorbate reductase activity. Lineage: Eukaryota; Metazoa; Chordata; Actinopteri; Perciformes; Anoplopomatidae. Bases 424 to 1125 code for a protein of 233 amino acids. The record is from RefSeq and is a predicted model, not a curated record. The transcript has 4 exons.
GGCGGUGGACGUUGAGAGACUUGCACUCUUCACUGAGCACCAGCUACACACUUCUGGGUCUUUUGGUUUCAGAAGCAGUGGGAAGUGAACGGGAGAAGUUCACAGAGCUAGCGAGCUGACAGUAAUAGAACAACCAUCAGGCCGAAAACGAAUGAAACUAUAAGAUGCUUAACCUGGACGCGGACUUUGAAAAAAAAAACAAAAAACCGACAUACCGGAAGUACAUUCACGUGUUUGUAGUCCAUCGGAUCACGCAUCUAUCCUGAAGCAGCUGUCCGCUUCAUCCUCCUCCUCCUCCUCCUCCACCAAAUGAUUAUGGAGCUCGUGCAGUGCUUCGUCAGCACACGAGCCACGUCUCUCCGUUUCAGCUCGCGCUCUACGCCCGCAGUAGACGGCAGGUAGCCGGGCAGGUGGUGCUGCGACAUGCCGUCUGACGUGGAGUACAGCCCGGUGGGAGAGGGGCUGGGGAUGCGGGACUACUGGCUGUAUGUGUGGCUGCGGAGGGCGGCGGUGAUAGCGGCUCACGUCACCGGCCUGGGCCUGAGCCUCAUCAUCUCCCUGCUGUCCAGACCCGGAACCAGUCUGUUUUCCUGGCAUCCAGUGUGCAUGUCUGUUGCAUACUGCCUGUGUAUGACUGAAGGCAUCCUCCUCUUCUCGGCCGAAGGAUCCCCCUUUUGCUUCAAAUCAAGGAAGUGUAAGGUCCGUCUCCACUGGUUCUGUCAGGCACUGGUCCUGAUAGCUGCGGCCACUGGCCUGGGCUUCAUGUUGGCCAGCAAGAACGUGUCAGAGCUCCCCCACCUGGUCACCUGGCACAGUUGGUUGGGUGUCAGCACCUUGGCUGCCACUGUGAUCCAAGCAGCUUGCGGUAUCUGCAUGAUCUUCCCUAAGCUGCUGCGUCUGUCCUCCUCCCCGCUGAGGCUGAAGAUGUACCACGCCACCUGCGGCCUCGUGGUUUACCUGCUGGCCACGGUGACCGUGGUGUCGGCCAUGUUCUCAGACUGGUUCCAGGCCACGGUGAAAGGGGUGGCCUGGUGGGGCUUCCUCCUGCUGCCCCUCUUCCCUGCUCUGGUGGUGAUGAACCAGAUCACUAAUGCCUACCUUCCCCGCAAGAAGAUCACCAGCUAGGAAGCACAAAACGCGAGGCAGAUGGUCUUUGUGCUCUCAGGGGCCAUGUGGGAUCUACAUUGUACUCAGAGGCCAGGGACAGACACAUGGAAGCAAAAGCCCCCCCCUAAAGUAGCCUUUGAAGAUAAAAUAACUGAAGCAGUCCCACAGAGAGUAGAAGAACAUUAAAACAUGGAUAUGCAUUUAUAUAACAACCUUCUGGUCCUCUGAUGACUCAUAGGGCUUUUAACCACAUAUCAACAUUUACACGCUGAUGGCAGAGCUGCCAUGGAAGGUGCCACCCACUCAUCAGAUUCUAAACUAAUCAUGCACUCACACAUUGAUGAUUAAGGCUCAGUAUCUUCCACUCAUGUGAAUGUGCAAAGUCAUUGUAGCAGUCUGAACCUAAGUUACAGUUUGUUGUAUCUUUGUUGUGUGGGCAGCAAGCUAGCAGCUGUGUUUUAGUGUGGAGAGCUACCCUAAAUAUUCCAUUUGAUAAAUUAAUUAAGUGAUAAAUACGUUCAUAAUGUAGUUAAGUCAUUUUAGGAUACAACAUAUAAACAUAUACAGAAUGCAUUACUAGGUUGUGUGCACAAUCUAAAGAAUGUUUCCUCAGAGCCAGCUCCUAGUGGCCAGUAGAAGAACUGCAGCUUUAAACACUAACCCGUCGGCAUCUUUGACUCCUGCUGAAAUAAGAAACACAAAGACAUUUUCAAAGAAUCUAAUGACUCUAUGCACAAUAUGGGGAUUACCAAAAUGUAUACACACAUGGGAGAGGACAGUGGGGUACGGUCACUGAUACAAACUACUGAGGAAUAUUUGCACUACUUAUACAGUAACAAGACAGUGUGUAUAGACUGGAUUCUGAAGGGCUGUACAUGUGAGGACACAGCUUCAGUGAUGAAGGUGUUCUGUGGAUGAUUAUAUACCAGCCUGUUUAUUCUAUUUAUUUAUUAAUUUAUGAUACUUGGUGUUGUGUCUUUCUCUAUGUUUUUAUCAUACUAAAGGGGCAAUAAAAGACACUCUGAAUAUUAAUAUAGCAGCAAACAACUAUUAGCUGUGUAAAGGUAUAGUGGCGUAAGGUCUACUUGUGGUUACAGCUGAUAACGCCGUCCUGUCCGACAGCAUCGUCGUGGAAACGUAGCACCCAUCCUCCAGUUCUCCCUCAGAUAAACACUGUUAGCUCUGUCCACAUUUUUGUCUGUUUGUACUGUUAGCGCUGUUAGCACCGUUAGCUACAAGCCGCCGGCUACGGCGCCGCCAUGUUGAGAGCUGUUGAGAGGCAAUAAACACUCUCCCUGCGUAUUAUGCACCAACUAAAUCAAAUGAGGACAUUUAAAGUGGAAGUGUUCACUCGCAGUAACAAACCAACAGAGAAUUAUCACCCAGCUUACAAAGCCUCUUUAUAAACUACAUGUAGCACCUCUGGGUCAUGAGCUACUUGGUAUUUUUGUCUGUGUUUUCUGUCUUUGAAAUGGUUGUUUGCUAGCCAUGCUCUUUGUGUUUUGUUUGCUUUGCUAGUCAAAAGGAAAAAUGAAUGUGUUGCUCUGUCCUUAAAGACCAAAGGCACAAGCUUUCUUCCCGCAAACAUGUCAUCAGUCAACCCAACCAACACUGACCAAACCAAUCCCAUCAUGCUUAUGAGAGCACCGACUUCUGUCCGGUCCGCUAAAUAGCUCUGCAAGAUAGACCUAAAGAUUGUACCAAUAACUGCACCUUUCCAUCCAAUUCAGAACUACAGUUAUGAGCAAAGGUGAAAUGAAUGAAAUCCGUCUUCCUUAUAAAUGAACAUCAGAGGCAGAGUAAUCAGUAAUCCUCACCACAUUGCCCACA